Neurospora tetrasperma FGSC 2508 is the source of this 732-nucleotide messenger RNA. RefSeq lists its product as uncharacterized. Bases 1 to 732 code for a protein of 243 amino acids. Lineage: Eukaryota; Fungi; Ascomycota; Sordariomycetes; Sordariales; Sordariaceae. The record is from RefSeq and is a predicted model, not a curated record. The transcript is spliced from 3 exons.
AUGUCGAUCUCUAGGGACCAGAGCAUAAGAACAGAUCUUGAGAAGCUCUACAGGCAAAUUAGCACUCGAUUCUCUCUUCUCAACUUCUUCUUCGAUGAUCCCUUAAGCAGUACCGACAUGGAAAACCCUAAGUGGAAAGACGAAGGGGAAGAGUGCAAACGCUUGUCGGAUAGAUUUGAGAUGUGGGCUAGGACAUACAGACUUGGGGCGGCCGGCCAACUUGGCACCGAGCAUCCCAAUUGGUCAACUAAGACGCCGUUCGCAGUCCCUGAUCUCACGAGCUUGUCAUGGAAGGAUGACCCGGACCGGCCAAGCGAGAACUGCUCGGACUCGUCAAGUGAUGACGGCAAGCAGCGUCGGCCCAGCAGAGUCAUUCCUGACGAGAAACGAACCGAAGAUGAUAUCAAGGAGCAGUACGAACGACUGCUCUUGAAGAUCGCUCAUCAGCUUUACGAAGUCGAAAGAUUCAAUUUCGGACGGGGGGACGACGUGCAAGCCUUGUACACAGCCCAUUUAGAUGCAGAAGGACAGAUAGAUCAAGAAGAAAAGGAUCCAAAUAGGGAGGUGUACAAGCCGUUGUACAAAGGGGAGAACGAUAUGACGAUAGUUAACAAGCUAUUUAACAGCAUCCGAGAAACGCCUGUAGUGGCUCCUCCCAGGCCUGACUGGGAAAGCCACCUCAAGGAGCUUGUGCCAGAUACGGCAUCUACGGUCACAGACGGGCCCCGCUAG